Papaver somniferum (opium poppy) is the source of this 1056-nucleotide messenger RNA. RefSeq lists its product as uncharacterized. The transcript is spliced from 2 exons. The record is from RefSeq and is a predicted model, not a curated record. Bases 1 to 1056 code for a protein of 351 amino acids. Lineage: Eukaryota; Viridiplantae; Streptophyta; Magnoliopsida; Ranunculales; Papaveraceae.
AUGGGCUGCUGUGCUGGAGUGCAGGCAAUAUCUGAAGGAAGGUUGUUUGUGGUGAAGGACGCUGGAAUAUCCCUCUCAUUAAUGCCACUUUUGAACCAGAAGUGGCUGAACAGAUACAAAGGAUCUAUAUUAACAAGGAUAAGCAGUGAUAAAUUGAUUUGGUCCUUGACUCCUCAUGGGAUGUACACGGCUCAGUCUUUUCAGAAACUCCUUCGUUCCAGUGCCGCAGAACCAUCCUCUCGCAAUGACAAUGAUUUCCCAUUGAAACGCUUCUGGGGAGUGAAGUCUCUUGCCCCAAAAAUCCACAAUUUUUUGUGGAGAGUGCUACGAAAUGGUGUUGGAGUGCUUGCAAAAAUUGGCAGUCACAUAGAGGGAGUGCAAAUGGACUGCCCCUUAUGCCGGUGUGCUGUGGAAACAAACGACCAUCUAUUUGUUAAUUGUCAGGUAUCCCGUGCUAUCUUAUUUGCUUCUCCCUUAAAUUUCAGCACCUCCUUUAUCUCAGAGAGCUCUGUGUUAGCCUGUUGUAAGUUUUGGCUGUCGAAACAAGAUGGGUUUGAUAGUUUUUGCAUGGGAGCUUGCCUUUGGCGGGCUAUAUGUAAUGCUCGAAACAAGGUUGUUUUUGAGAAGGCAUCUAUCAAUAUUCAGGCUAUUAUCAAUGAUGGAUUGUUUUGGUUCAACACUUACAAAGGGAGCCAGGAUGACGGUUUAGAAGAAGUUCAGUCCCUGCAUACUGAUAACCAGCAUACUCCGACUGAUGCUUGUUGGAUUCCUCCCCCUCCUAAUGUCAUUAAGGUGAAUGUAGAUGCAGCUGUGGCUUCCAAUUGCUCCUACGCAGCUGCGGUGGCAAGGGACAUGAAUGGAUUUGUUUUGGGUGCAGGUUCAUUAAUUAUAAACACUAAAAUUCCUAUCGUUGCUGAAGUAAACAGCUCCCUCUUGGCUUUUACUCUAGCUCAUCGCCUGGAAGCUUUAAUAAUUCAUCGAAACGACUUGUCAUCAUCAUCUGAACCUACAACGUCUGAGUCUGGAAUUCUCUCCGUUCCCUCUUGUUUGUUUUGA